Molecule: messenger RNA, 5121 nt
Organism: Hemiscyllium ocellatum (epaulette shark)
Lineage: Eukaryota; Metazoa; Chordata; Chondrichthyes; Orectolobiformes; Hemiscylliidae
Exons: 4
Coding region: 1-5121 (1706 amino acids)
Biological process (GO): homophilic cell-cell adhesion
Cellular component (GO): plasma membrane
Molecular function (GO): calcium ion binding
Source: RefSeq, a predicted model, not a curated record
AUGUUGCCGAUAGCGACCAUCUUUCUGCUUUGUGCUUGGAAUCUGGUUUCCGGGCAGAUUCGUUACUCCAUUCCCGAAGAACUGGAACAUGGUGCCUUCGUCGGAAACAUCGGAAAGGAUUUGAAUUUGGCAGUGGAAGAACUAUCACGCCGUAAAUUCAGAAUGGUGUCUGCCUCUUCAAUACAAUAUGUGGAUGUAAAUCGUCGGAGUGGCGUUUUAUUUGUUAAUAAAAGGAUAGACAGAGAGCACCUCUGUGGACAGAGUGCGACGUGUUUAUUGUCUCUUGAAGCAGUAGUUGAAAAUCCUGUGGAGCAAUAUCAAGUCGAAGUUGAGAUUGUCGAUAUUAAUGAUAAUUCACCGAGUUUUCCUAACAGUGAAAUUCAUCUGGAAAUUGCAGAAUCAGCGGUUCCUGGAGCGCGUUUUCUUUUGGAGCACGCGCAUGAUCUUGACGGAGGAAACAAUUCUAUCCGCACAUACCAGCUCACACCAAAUGAACAUUUUACUUUAGGUGUGCAAAGUCGCGGCAAACGCAUAGUACCCGAAUUAGUGCUGAAGAACUUUCUCGACCGAGAAAAGCAAGCAAAACACCGUUUAUUGCUCACAGCGUUUGACGGGGGCUCUCCAGAAAGGACAGGUACCGCGCACAUAACUAUUAUAAUCUUUGAUAUUAAUGAUAAUGCCCCGGUUUUCCGACAGUCGUUAUAUACUGUCAGUCUGAUGGAAAACGUGCCAAAAGGUUCUAUAGUGAUUAAACUGAACGCCACUGAUUUGGACGAGGGUCCUAAUGGUGACGUGGUUUAUUCAUUUAGUAGUCACAAUGAGGAAAGCGUUUCGAAAAUGUUUACGAUUAAUUCAACGUCGGGGGAGAUCCAAGUGAAGGGAAUACUUGAUUUUGAAGAAACAAGUUAUUAUGAGAUUGAUGUAGAAGCUAAGGACCGGAGUGUACCACCACUAUCUGCUCAUUGUAAUGUGCGAGUGGAGAUCAAAGAUGUCAAUGAUAAUCCUCCGGAUUUACUUCUUAAUUCUAUCUCACAGUCAAUCAGUGAGGAUGCUCCCAGUGGAACGCUGGUAGCAUUGAUCGGUGUAACAGACCGAGAUUCCAAUAAAAACGGAUACACGGAUUGUUUUAUCUCUCCAAACAUUCCUUUUGAUCUGAAAUCGGCGUUUCUAAAUUCUUACAGGCUCAUCACGAAUAAAGCUCUAGACCGGGAAAGUGUGCCUCAAUAUAAAAUCACGGUAAAGUGCACAGACCGAGGAUCCCCCUCACUGUCCACCAACAAAACAGUCGUUGUGCAGAUUUCCGAUAUAAAUGACAAUGCGCCACGCUUUACACAGCCUUCAUACAAAAUGUAUGUGACAGAAAACAAUGUGCCUGGAAGUUCCAUUGGAUCAGUGACAGCUUUUGAUCCUGACAUCGGUCAAAAUUCACAGGUUACAUACAAAAUUGUGGAGAAGCCUCUUCAGCAGGUUCCAAUGUCUUCAUAUAUCUACAUCAAUCCGAAAAAUGGCACUAUAUUUUCAAAACAUCCAUUUGACUACGAAGAGUUUAAAAGUUUUCAGAUCCACGUUCAAGCUCAAGAUGCUGGUUUGCCGUCACUUUCGAGUAGUGUUGCUGUGAAUGUGAUUGUCCUUGACCAAAACGAUAACCGUCCUGUUAUAAUAUCCCCUGGAUCUAAAACGCAUGUCAAUUCAAGUGUUCUUCGAUCUGCAGACCCAGGUUAUUUGGUAACGAAGAUCAUUGCUUCCGAUGCAGAUUCUGGUCAAAAUGGACGACUUUCCUAUCAAAUUAUGCAAUCCAACGAUCCAGGUCUUUUCACAAUUUCACGUAAUUCUGGAGAAAUAAGAAGUGUUCGGCGAUUUAAAGAUAGCGACGCGGAAACGCAAAGGUUAAUUGUUCAAGUGAAAGACAAUGGAUAUCCACCUCUCUCGACCACGGCCACUAUUGUAUUGAAAAUAGCUGCGGAAAGCACAAACAUUCAACCGGACGUCAGUGAACCCCGCAAGGAUUUCCAAGGUUCGGAGAGAUUAACCUUUUACAUCAUCAUAACUUUGGGAGCAACCUCAUUUGUUCUGCUAAUGGUUAUCAUUGUUCUUGUUGUUGCUGUAUGCCCAAUGGGCGGGAGUUCUGCUCAUGGUCGAGGUUGCUCUCUUUCUAAUUGUUGUUGCAGCAGAGAAUUGGAAUAUCAGAGUUCGAGUGUCAAUCUUCAAUACGUACCGGAUUCCAAUUUAAUUCCAAACUUUCUGGAAGUCCAUGGUAAUGGAUCGUUUUCAGAAAACUACCGUUACAAAAUUCGUUCAGCGCCAGAAACAGCUGAAUUAGCUUUCACGAAAUUCAGUCCACAAAUGCCUAGAACGAUUGAAAGGAACGUAAUGAACAUUUCACCACAGUGUGGAAUACUGAAGGAUAACUGGUCUGAUAUACCCAAUGAGCUAACCAGUGCCUGUCCUCCAUUCUUCGACAAUUUAACAUUCAAACAAUUGUCAGACCCUGAACAGAGUCCGAUUCAGCGCCAGUUCAUCUACAGUGUCUUUACAACUGUAAUUAACAUCGAUGCAGAAGAAAUAAUGAGGGCCGAAAGACACAUCUCUGCAGAGGAAAUGACACACAGGGACGGUUUCUUUCUGUGCAGAAAGACUGCGAUACCGUCCAUCUUGCUGCUUUGUGUGUGGAACCAGGUUUCGGGGCAGAUUCGUUACUCCAUUCCUGAAGAAUUAGAACGCGGUGCUUUUGUAGGGAACAUCACGAAAGACUUAGGAUUCAAUUCAGCCGACCUCGCAACUCGCAGAUUCCGGAUCGCCCUCCAAGCGCCAUUGCAAUAUUUCGAUAUAAAUCUUCAGAAUGGAAUGUUAUUCGUCAAUAAAAGAAUAGACAGAGAAGUACUCUGCGGGCAAAGCCUCACCUGUUUACUGCCUUUGGAACUGGAAAUUGAUGGUCCUGUGGAGCAGUAUGAUGUCGAGAUCGAGAUUAUUGAUAUAAACGAUAACUUUCCCAGUUUUUCAAAAGGAAAAAUCAAUUUGGAAAUUGCGGAGUCUGUUACACCUGGAACCCGGUUUAAUUUAGAAGCUGCACAGGAUCCUGAUGCAGGAAGCAAUUCUGUGCAGAUGUACCAGCUCACCUCCAACGAACAUUUCUUUUUAGAUGUACAGACGCUUGGGAAAUGGAAAAUACCUAAGUUGGUGUUACAGAAGUCGUUAGACCGCGAAAAAGAAUCAACACAGCGUUAUUUGCUCACUGCUAUUGACGGCGGAGCGCCUGAGAGGUCAGGCACUGCUGAGGUAACUAUCAUUAUCUUAGAUGUUAAUGACAAUGCACCAGUUUUCCAACAGUCCUUGUACGCUAUUAGUUUAACGGAAGAUACUCCACUAGGCACUUUAGUUAUUAAGCUUAACGCGACGGAUUUGGAUGAGGGGUCCAAUGGUGACAUUGUUUACUCUUUAAGUGGCUAUGGUGAAGAACAAAUAGCUGAAGCAUUUAAUAUUGAUCCCAAAACUGGAGAAAUCACUGUUAAAGAGAGACUGGAUUUUGAAGAAAAAAGUAUUUACGAAAUACAUGUGGAAGCUAGGGACAUGGGGACGCAGUCACUUUCCACACAUUGUAUUGUUCAAGUGGACAUCAAGGAUGUGAAUGAUAAUGCUCCGGAUUUGAUUCUAAAACCGAUUUCGAGCACAGUCAGCGAAAACGCUCCCACUGGGACUUUGAUCGCGACGGUGAGUGUUACGGAUCGGGAUUCUAUUGAAAACGGACGUACGAGUUGUGAUAUCUCCCCGAAUAUCCCGUUUGAGUUGAAACCUUCCUUUAGGAACACUUACAGACUAACCGCGAAUGGCAAUCUGGAUCGGGAACACGCCCAGGAAUUCGCAAUUACUGUGACAUGUGAAGACGAGGGACGCCCUCCACUAUCCACAAGCAAAACCAUGACUGUGCAUAUUUCAGAUGUAAAUGACAAUGCGCCCAGCUUUACGCAGACUACAUACACGCUCUACGUGACCGAAAACAAUCCAGCUGGACAUUCGAUUGGAUCAGUGUCAGCGUUCGACCCCGACUCUGAACAAAAUGCCCAGAUUGCUUACAGACUUCUAGACACCAAAGUCCAGGGCCAUCCAGUCUCUUCAUAUGUUUCAAUUAACUCAGAAAAUGGCGUCAUCUAUUCACAACGAUCCUUUGAUUACGAGCAGUUGAAAAGUUUUGAGAUCCUUGUUCAAGCUCAAGAUGCGGGUCUGCCGUUUUUUUCCGGGAAUGUCACUGUGAAUGUGAUUAUUCUCGACCAGAAUGAUAACGCGCCUGUCAUUACAACACCUAAGUCAAUGAAUUACAGCAAAGCGACUGUGCCUCGAUCUGCCGAUCCAGGAUUUUUGGUAACUAAGGUAAUUGCUUCUGAUGCUGACUCAGGACAAAACGCACGUAUUUUCUAUCAGCUUGUGCAAGCCACUGAUUCGGGUCUAUUUGCAAUUGCACGGAAUUCGGGAGAAAUCAGAAGCGCUCGUCGAUUUAAAGAUGGUGAUGCGACCACACAAACACUAGUCAUCCGGGUAAAGGAUAAUGGUUACCCACCACUCUCUACUAGUACCACUAUCACACUCAUUAUCUCUGAACAGAGCGAAGAAUUUCAGUCAGAAGUUGACGACUUCCACCAAGAUUUACAACAAUCUCCCGAUUUGGCAUUUUAUAUAAUAAUUUCUUUGGGAAUAACAUCGUUCUUGCUUCUUGUUGUCAUAAUCGCGCUUGUUAUUGCCAUUUGUCCGAACACAGCACAAGCUGACAGCAGUGGCAAUUGUUUCCUGACCAAUUGUUGCUAUGCUACAGAAUUGGACUCCAAAAGCAGAACGAAAAAUCCAAGUGCCAACCUUCAGGUUGUGCCAGAUUCUAAGUUAAUUACCAACGUCCUUGAAAUUCGAGGAAAUGGAUCCCUUUCAGACACAUACCGUUACAAAAUUCGAUCAGCACCAGAUGCAGCGAAAAUGGAAUUAAUGUACUUUGCUCCAGUUAGUCCAACAACUUCUGGAGUUUCCGGGAAGAAUAUUAGAACAUGUGCGUCAAGUGAAUCUGCAAACAUAGUGAACAGAUGGAAGCAUAUAUCUAACGAGUCUUGGAUGGAUUGCAGUACGCAGCCACUAAAUUAG